Molecule: messenger RNA, 2601 nt
Organism: Aedes albopictus (Asian tiger mosquito)
Lineage: Eukaryota; Metazoa; Arthropoda; Insecta; Diptera; Culicidae
Exons: 3
Coding region: 975-1856 (293 amino acids)
Source: RefSeq, a predicted model, not a curated record
CAAACAAAAAAAAAAUCGGCGUUCAAGCAUCAAAACAUGAAAAACGAUCACGCGGGCCGGAAAAACAACCACCAAAAACUACGAUCAGCGUCGUCGCCUCACCACCACAAGCAACCGAUUCUCCAUCAUCAAUCAUCAGACCAUCAUCAUCACCGUCAUCAUCGGGGCGUUAUGCUUCAUGCGCGCAUUACCUAUGCCUUGGCGCGCCUCUCCCGGCUAGGCUUGGAUGCUCUUGAUUCGUCGUCAUUUUUUUAUAUUUUUCAUUUUCAUUUGGGAAGCUGCCAGCCACUUCCACCGCUGCAGGCUGAGGCUGGUGGUAGCUGAACCCGGUCGGCCGCGGGCUCAUGGCAUGGCGUAUGGCAGCCGCCGCAGCCCCGAUUAGAGCAGCCAGCUAGCGUCUAGUAUUAGUGUGCGGGAAGGAGGAGGAGGUUUGGGAAUCAUUAAAUGCCGCGAAAAAAAAACCGCGCAGCAGCCACAUUUGAAUAUACACAAGAGGCCGAGGCAGCGAAGCGCACAGAUCACUUGUUUGACUUGGUGGCGGCUGUUGGUCCCAUUCACAUUCCGACAUCCGCGCGGUUCACCAACUCGAGAGUCGAGAACCCCGAACGCCCCGUGAGAGGACCUGAGGCUGUGUGUGGACAGUGGCGGUCGGUCAUCUGUGUGAUCGGUUGUUGUGACUUUGGGUUAUCGCAAGUUGUCGAGACGCUGUCGGAAUGGCACUCCGGUAGUCGAGUGGUAUUCAAAUCUGCGGGAGCAUUCGGACAUUGAGGCCAUAGCGAAAGGUGAAGAGGUUGCUAAUUUUACGAGUGUUGGGAGAAAUUGGAGAGAGGGAGAGAGACACACUAUCGGAACAAUUACUGGACAGUGGGGUCAGAGAUUUGUGCAGUUUUUGGGACAGUGGCAACAUAGCUUGAAGAACCCGCUGUGAACUGAAGUCAGUGCUCAAAGUGCUCUAGUGCCAAACAGAUGCAAAAAUGAGUCUAUCCGGGCGAAGUUCAACAUCCGUGCUAGUGUCGUUCGGUUGUUGUUUAUUGCUGUUAACGCAAGCCAUCGUGACAGUGCAGGGUCAUACCCUUCCGGAGCCACCCACCGAGCAAAGACUAGAGACUGAUGGUGGUGCUUUGAAUCUGGUGGAAGCCCCUGUCUUGGACCAGCAGCUGCCAAGUGACAGUGAAUCCGCGGUUGAACCGCAACCUAGUGCCAGGUCUCAGCAUGCUCAGACCCGACAGUUGGAUCUGGAUCGAAUGGAUUCGAUGUCGCAGUCGAGUGCCAGUGAAAUCAUCAGGAGUAAGCGGUGGAAGCUGCAGAAAAUCACACCACCGGGACGGAGUCGCAUCAAUAAUCGGUCAAUGACUCCCUUCAACGAGUUGGGCAGCGCGGAAUACAGCGAGGAUCAGCAAAUGGAAUACCAUCAUCAUCAGCCUGUGUCCCGACAUUGGAAUACGGCCUUGCAGCUGCACAGGAGAUCCGACACCGGUGACUAUUCGGACGAGUCAAGGAUGCUGGAGGAGGCGCGAUUCAAGAAACAUAAGAAGAAGAAGCACGAAGAAGAUGUGCUGGAAGAAUUGCUGCAAGACGAGCUGGAAGCUUCCCUCGAGGAACUGGAUGACGACGAUGACGAUGACGAUUCGGACGUGUCCGACCCGGAGGCCCGUUUCAAGAAGAAGAAGAAGUUCCACCUGAAGCACAAGUACAAAAAGUUCCUGCUGCCGCUGCUGUUGGCCUACAAGCUCAAGUUCAUGAUGAUGUUCCCGGCCAUCGUGGGUGGUCUGGCGCUGCUGGUCAAGGCUGCCGGUUUGGCCGGGUUCUUCUUCGCCCUGUUCGCGUCGGUUGUGAGCUUGCAAAAGUCCCACUAGAAGAGAAGGGACCACGACGGGCCAUUGGGAACCGAAACCGAGCAGGAGGAGGGUAGCAGGGUGGAUGCGAAUCGGAUGUGUGAAUGUGGAGAGAUGCUUUUUUUGCGAACGUGCUGCUAGUGCUACUAUAUCCCCAGAGUGCGAUCGAUUGUUUGGUUUGUGGAGUGUAUUUUUAUUUGACAGAGAUGGACGAAAGUAAAAUGUCUGAUCGUGGCACGCAUGCACGCGUAAAGUUAACGAGAGAGCGAACUUCAAGAUCCGAGUAAACCGAGAGGUGAUCUACGACACCGCGCGAGUCGAUGAACGAGAACCAGUGAGCGUGAAAUUGAGACGACCUUGAUUAGAGUGUGUCCGGGACCAGAGAAGUGAACGCGGGAGGAGUAGAGGAGAUCAUCGAAAAGGAAAAUACUCGAAGUGAAUUUAGUGCUGCUAGUGUUUUAAGUUUUCCAUUUUUUAUGAUUUUUGUUUUGUUUGGUUCGAACGUUGACAUUUUCUGAACGUCGACAAUCUUGAAGAGUGCCGAGCAAAAUCGCCCAAAUGGGCGAUUUGAGGCUCCCGCUAAUUCGUAGAGUACGGAGGAGAAAACGCUGAUUGGAGCGUAGAGACGACCAUGGUCACAAUUGUUGCUAGUUGAAACUGCGUUUCUAGUGUUAGUUAUUUAUUGUCAGUGUUAUUUAAAGUAGACGAGCGAAACGAUGACCAUAUAAAUGUAGAUAAUUUAUUGUCCAAAAUUGAAACAAACUAA